CCCCCCCCCGGCCCCCGGAGAGAGCGGACAGAGCAGACCCUAAAAGCCUAACCAUGCAGGUUCUUUGUAGACUGAUGCUGGCGAGGCUGCUGUAGGGGUUAAAAUGAAGGCGAGCCCAAGGAGACCUCUGAUCCUGAAACGCAGGAAACGGCCCCUGAGCUUCAGCGGGCCCACAGACGUGCAGCAGGAUCCUGGUCGGGAUGAGGCCGACGGCGGUAAAAGCAAACGUGGGAGUAGUGGGUGUGAUGUGGCAAGUGGCUGCCCAGGGAUUGGUGGCAUGGGCACCUCACAACAUGACCCACAGCUUGAGAGCCAGAAAUUCCCCGAGGGUAUUCGGAUUGCCAAUCACCCAUCUAUACCCAACACCCAAGUGGUGGUGAUUCCACGCAAUGCGGACUUGCAAAGCAUCAUCAAAGUGCUGACAGCGAAAGGCAAAGAGAGUGGCACCAAUGGCCCCAAAAAGUUUAUUCUGCUGAGCAGCAAUGGCUCAUCAUCGUCUCGCUAUGGGCCAUCUGUGAGCAGCAAAGAUCCACGCACCUCCGAGACUGGCAUUCAACCGCUCAGCCAAGGUGGUGGAAAGUCUGUGACAUGUCAAGGGGAGCCUGACCUCCGCAUUGCUGCUGUAAGUGACCAGGUACAUCCGGCUGAUCUCGGCUUACGAAUCAUCAAAAAAGAGGAGGAACUUCCAUCUUUCGAAACAGCGGAUACUCUGGUACCUUUGACUCUCACCAACAAGGAAGCUGGUACAGGUGCAACAGGCCCAGGAGGCCCUCCCCUUGAUGACAGCCUGACCAACAUCCAGUGGCUGGGUAAGAUGAGCACUGACAGCCUGGGUGCAUGCAGUGUGAAGGAGGAGGUGGAGAAGGAGAACCAGGAACCACCAGCAGAAAGCAGCUCUGUGGAGUCCGUCCAUGAGAGACCCCCUUACUCCUACAUGGCCAUGAUCCAGUUUGCGAUAAACAGCACCCAGAGCAAAAGAAUGACGCUGAAAGAAAUCUACACCUGGAUUGAAGAUCACUUCCCGUACUUCAAACAUGUGGCCAAGCCUGGCUGGAAGAACUCCAUCCGUCACAACCUGUCCCUGCACGACAUGUUCAUCCGCCAGACCUCUCACAAUGGCAAGAUAUCCCAUUGGACCAUCCGGGCCGAGGCCAACCGCUUCCUGACCCUUGAUCAGGUGGUGAAGUCUCCGGGAUACAGCCCCAGCGAACAGGCGCAUUGGAUCUGCGCAACACCCCUGCUGCUCUGCCAACAGCAAAAGCGAACUGGGAGCAACGAUCUGCUGAAGAACCCUGGGGCCGGGAGCACAGAAGUUGGGUUUCGGAAGAUGAAGCCGUUGCUGCCUCGUACUGACUCGUAUCUGGUGCCCAUUCCCCUGUCACUCAACUCCCCCCUCAUCCUGCAGCCGUCCACUCACAUCACCCUGCCAUCCCUCCAGGUGCCGCUGACCAGCUCCACCUACACCGAGCUGACCCGCAGACGCAAGCGCAUCAGAAUUGCACCCAAGGUGCCCAGUGAGCCUGUGACAAGCAAUCAGCCAGUGAAUUUAAUGAUGGACUAUCAGGCCCUGCCACUGAUCCACAGAGCUGCCCCACUCCCCACCACUGCCUGUGACUCCUCGGCGGCACUCAGAAUAGAGGAGGCUCUGUGUAAAGAGAACACCUCUCGGCGGAAGCAGAGGCAUGUGCCUCAGCCCAUGGAGGAGCCCGUCCUUCUGUUUCCAGAUUUCCCAGACCCAGGCAUGGAUUCCGGCAUGGCCUCUGACCUCUCCACCUUCCAUGAAUCGAGAACCCUGGAGCAGGGUUCAGACUUUGCCAGCACAUCUGCGGAUUACAACUUCAAAACUCCCAUCAAAGAGAAGCCUUUCCGAGACCUGCCUGCCUCCUCUACCCCCAGCAAGGGGGGGAGCAGUCCGUCCCUUGGGGGUGGAGGUGAGGGCUGGAAGUUCAGUCUCACCCCACUGAAGAAAGAGGAUAGCCUUUUUGAGUUCAGCCCUGUCAGGACGCCGUGUGGCUCCUUCCUGACUCCACUGCGGAACAACCCCGGGUACCUCAGCCUCAGUAGCACCCCAUUCAAGGAUUUUGCUAUCUUCGAAUCACCCAGGGAGCUGUUGAAUUCACCAGUCAAGGAGCUGGACCCCCAUAGCCUCUCCCCUCCCCUCGCAGACGACCAAGGGGAACGGUGUUCCCGAGAGCUGCUGGCGAGCAGCGGCCCCUCAGCCAACAGGUCUUUGACCGAAGGCCUGGUCCUGGACACCCUGAAUGAUAGUCUGAGCAAAAUCCUCCUGGACCUGAGUUUCACCGGAUUGGAAGAUGAGGACUAUGAUCUUGGAAAUAUGAGCUGGUCAGCGUUAAUACCUGAGCUGAGGUAAAUGCUCCAGGUCCCUCAUGCAGACUGAGCCCUGAAGAAUUUGCUACUAAAUUGGCUUUAAAAAAUCAUCAAGGGAGGGACAGUAAAAACUUGUAGAUUGUGUCUGAAAAUAAAUGUUAUUAAAAGUGUAAAAGAAGUGAAGGAAUGGAAGCUGGUUCAAUACAGAUGGUCAUUUUUGUAUAAGACCAGACCACAGACAUCUCUGUUGCAGUGCUUGGUACUCAGCAUUGACUGGUGUAACAAGACACCAGGGAAAUGUCAUUGAUAUUUGUUUAUGCCAGGUGGAAAAUCACCAAUUCCUAGAAGUGUACACAUGUGCUUUCAUGUUGUAUAUAUGCACAUUUUGUUUGUAUCUGUGUGUGUGUGUGUCACAAACAUUAUGAGUGUAUUACUUGGAUGCCUGUUAGUAUCCUGUGUCUGCUUUCUCAGAAUAUCCCUCAUUCUCCUGGGAGUUUUGCUUCUUCAUCAUCAGUUCUGAAACCCCCUCUGCCACCAUGAACAUUUCUCUGGGGUCCUCAGGGAUUUGGCAGUGUCUGGAGCCCCAGAGCUUUCUUUGGAAGCUCGGUUGAACACAAGCCACACACAUGACAAACUAAUUCCCAGGCACCUUUGCCCAUUAAGGGAAGUCUGUGAAGAGGAAGCAAAAGGAUCAGGGACGUGCUGUGGACCAUCUCACCUGGUCUUAACCUGCCAUUUCAUGAACUGUUGCAGAAGGAAGUUAUGAAAGAUACCACAGGAGGAGGUGUCAGAGUCUUGUGCUCUGGGACAGAUGGAAGCUUCUGUUUAUUCAACAAGUGGGUCUGGCAGCCAGCAAUCUGUCCUCUUUGCCAUUUUUUGACCAUGGUGGUGACUGCACUAGUACAGCAGAGUCGCAAAUGGAGGUGUAAUCCGCCUCCCCCCGCCCCAGCCUGUAUGCAGUGAUGGGACCUGGGCUCAAGUCAGCUGUCACUGUAUCCAAAUCAAGCAGGUGCAGGGUUCAAAACUGAUGUGUGCAACAUUUGGUAUGUAUAUGUGCACUUCAUCUGAAGUCUGUGUUCUCAAAGGACACCAUUAACCUUUUCAAAUAUCUGCUUUAUAAGCAAGAAAGCUUCUAGGCCUACAACAAUUGCAGACAGUUCUCCUGUUCUCAGUCUAUUUCAAAAUAUAAAUUAUUGGUCUUGGCUAUGAAACCGGCUGCCACUGGAUUUGGUCAUGUUAUUCCUUCUCUCCAUGCCCACUGCAUCCAUGUCUGCAGUCUCUCUUCCCAACCAUGUCUGCAGUCUGUCUAUGAU
Molecule: messenger RNA, 3641 nt
Organism: Callorhinchus milii (elephant shark)
Lineage: Eukaryota; Metazoa; Chordata; Chondrichthyes; Chimaeriformes; Callorhinchidae
Gene: foxm1
Product: forkhead box M1
Exons: 9
Coding region: 104-2371 (755 amino acids)
Biological process (GO): regulation of DNA-templated transcription; G2/M transition of mitotic cell cycle
Molecular function (GO): DNA-binding transcription factor activity; sequence-specific DNA binding
Source: RefSeq, a predicted model, not a curated record